AUGUUUGCAAAACUUCUCUUCUUUUGCCUCUCAUUGGCUCUCCUCAACUUCCCAGUAGCGCUUGCAAACCAACACUCGAUGUGCUACUGUGUCGUAAACGAUUAUUCUCACAAGUGUCUCACUAUUAAGGCAUGUGAGGUGUACAAGUCAUCGAAACAGAUCUUUGAGGACAACCCGUCAAUCGUCAACACCACAAUGCUGUGGCAUGUCUGUGCAUCCUUGGCUCCGGACAGUGGCGGUCGUACACAGUACGUGAGUGGAUUUGGCGGUAACGAGUUCAAAGACGCUUGCAUACAGGCUCAGAACUCCGGUGUAUGUGCCGACUCUGGCGGUGGCAUUGGAUCACUUUGCCAUUAA
Messenger RNA from Colletotrichum orchidophilum, 357 nucleotides. RefSeq lists its product as uncharacterized. The record is from RefSeq and is a predicted model, not a curated record. NCBI's taxonomy places the organism in Eukaryota, Fungi, Ascomycota, Sordariomycetes, Glomerellales, Glomerellaceae. The coding region runs from base 1 to 357 and encodes 118 amino acids. The transcript is spliced from 3 exons.